Molecule: messenger RNA, 1173 nt
Organism: Symbiodinium natans
Lineage: Eukaryota; Dinophyceae; Suessiales; Symbiodiniaceae
Source: the annotation of a GenBank genome assembly
AUGGAGAAGAGACGGCAGUGUGUGAGUCAGUCCCGCGGCGGACAUGGCCGGACCCGCUCCUUGUUUGGACUUGCCUUCUGGGCCACUUCCUUCUGCAUGCUCCAGGUCUGGAGGGCAGAUCUUGUUGCGACCACCAGCGCGUGGUGUCGCGGGUUCCGCCUCGCUCUGGACGGUGAAGCUCGGAGUGCCAAGCUGGCGUGCCGAGCUCGCAAAGCGGCCGCUGCGGCCAAAGCAGCUGACGCGGCCAAAGCAGCUGACGCGGCCAAAGCAGCUGACGCGGCCAAUCAGACCAAGCCGAAGAGACGAGGCCGCAAGGCCGCGGCGCCGAAGCCGCCGGAUGCCAAAGAUGCAGCCGAUGGCCCGGCGCCGCCUGCGCCAGAUCGAAGCUGGGAGCAGAAGCGAGACCAGAUGCUGCUGGUUGCCGUUCGCAUCGUUAGCCAUGGGGGCACCCAGGGCUCGGGCUUCGUGAUCUCCAACUCCCACAAUGGGACCUAUGUCCUGACCAAUCAUCACGUCAUCAGAGACAGCAUCCACCAACACGACCGCUGGGAUCCUCUGGCGGAGUCGUCAAAGAAGGUGGAUCGCUUCAUGCCUGUGACGGUGGAGAGCUUCGAUUAUGAUGAGCAAGGAAGGCAUCUACGCACAGUUCAAACGCCUGCCGACAUUGUGGCUUAUUCCAUGUACGGCGACAAGUGGUCCUUCGAGGGCGACUUGGCUUUGGUGAAGCUGAGAGCUCCCAUCACCAACCCGGCGGCAGCAGUCAUCGCCGAGGGCGACUUCGGUGAGGUGCGUGCCUUGGAUGAGAUCGUCAUGUUUGGCUGUCCCGACGCUUCGGAGCUGCCAUUGCCGACGACUGGUCACGUUGCAUCUCUGUCCGAGCAGCGCGCGGGCAUCGGACUGAUGCUCUCGCAGGUGUUUGGGAAUCCCGGCAGUUCGGGAAGCGCUGUCUUCCGCUAUUCGUCCAAGCAGUCGAGAUACGAGGUGAUUGCGAUUCAUUCCCUCACGGAUUCACGUGGCAGCCUGACGGACGUGGGCAAAGGUUGUUUCUUGCGGCUGGCCAUCCAAGCGCCAGAGAUUCACAAGUUCUUGAGGCUGCACAAGCUGGAGGGCCUUCUCGGGCUGGAGACCGGCCAAAGCAACGAAAGCAACGAAAGCAAGGCCCACCCUGAAUGA